AUGUGCACCUCCCAGCCCCUCAAACCUAGUGCAUCUGGUGGCCACCUCAUCAAUGCCUUUCAGAAGCUGAGCUCAGAUCCAGAGAGCAGCAAGGCCAAAGCUGUGGCCUUGGGCAGUUUCCCAGUAGGCGAGCAGGCAGAGCUGUCGCUGAGACUGGGGGAGCCACUGACCAUCGUCUCUGAGGAUGGAGACUGGUGGACGGUGCUGUCGGACGUCUCAGGCAGAAAGUACAGCAUCCCCAGCAUCCAUGUGGCCAAGGUCUCCCACAGGUGGCUGUAUGAGGGCCUGAGCCGGGAGAAAGCUGAGGAGCUGCUGCUGCUGCCUGGAAACCCCGGAGGGGCCUUCCUCAUCCGGGAGAGCCAGACCAGGAAAGGCUGUUACUCCCUGUCAGUCCGCCUCAGCCGCCCUGCAUCCUGGGACAAGGUCAAACACUACAGGAUCCAGCGCCUUGACAAUGGAUGGCUGUACAUCUCACCACGCCUCACCUUCCCCUCACUCCAGGCCCUGGUGGACCAUUACUCCGAGCUGGCGGAUGACAUCUGCUGCCUCCUCAAGGAGCCCUGUGCCCUGCGGAGGGCUGGCCCACUCUCUGGCAAGUCCAUACCCCUACCUGUGACUGUGCAGACGACACCACUCAAUUGGAAAGAGCUGGACAGCUCUCUCCUGUUCUCUGAAGCAUCUGCCACAAGGGAGGAGUCCCUCCUCAGUGAGGGGCUCCGGGAGGCCAUUAGCUCCUACAUCAGCCUGACUGAUGACAACUCCUUGGACGAUACCAAGGCCCAAAGCAGAGGCCGAAAGGGGAACUAAGGCUGCAGCACCUAGAACCCCAACUCAGCUCAGCCUGACUGAGCACCCCAGAGGCAAGGCUGCACAGAGCGAGGGGAGGGCUGGGACACAGAGGCACAUCCAGAGUCCCACCUGUAUCCUCUGUUCCUUCUCUCUCAGCCCUAAGAAGUCACUUAACCUCCUCCCAGUGCCAUGACCCGACCUAUAAUCUCUAGUUCGAGUAUGGACCAGUUAAGAGCAGGGCCAGGACUCCAAAAAAAAAAGACUCCUCAGUCUGACCCAGUCAGUUCCUGAGUUUGGGAUUCCCAGUACCAUCUUCCUCCCUCUGCCUGUUGAGAGUCUCAUUCUACAUCCCCACAACCCCUCCCACAAGGUAGAAAACAACCACCUGCACCAAGGAGAAAAAAAAUAAUCAUUUAAAGAAAACUGACCAGUCUCACUCAGAAUGCCACCACACCUCAGAAGGUAGGACUCUGGCCUAGAAGGGAUAGGAAAGCAGAGGGGAUGGGUGGCUUAAAUGGUAGCAGAACCUGGGCUGUCAACUUCUACCUGACCGCCACAGCAAAGAGCAGGACCUCUGACGGUCCAGGUCCUCCACGCCCCCAUUAAGCCCCUUCUCUGGACAGUCCUAGCUCAGAUCUUUCAUUCUGUGGCUCACUGGACUCUGGCUAAGCUUUCCUGGCUACAACAGCCUCGCCAUCUUGUGGCCAAAUGCAAAAUGACACCAUUUGAGCUAGCAUGCUGCAGUGAGGUCCGUGAUGGCCCUCAGUGCUGUGCAGGGGCAGCAGGGCACCAGAAGGUGGUAAGCCCUCUCUCCACAAAGCCAAGGCCACAGCCUAUACCAACUCCAGCCCUCGAUUUCCCUGCUGCCAGUUAAGGGAAAGAAGCCUGGCUGGAGCUGCUAAGGGAGCAUGGAGAGCAGGGAGAGGGAGGAGGGAAGGGGAGGGGAGGGCGCCACCCCUAUUGCUCCUACUGGGUUCUGAGGCUAGAGGUGAGGUGGGAAAGGCUUCACCAGGUAUCAUCAACAGGGUCUCAGUU
Messenger RNA from Hippopotamus amphibius kiboko, 1824 nucleotides. RefSeq names its product Src like adaptor 2 (gene SLA2). NCBI's taxonomy places the organism in Eukaryota, Metazoa, Chordata, Mammalia, Artiodactyla, Hippopotamidae. The transcript is spliced from 7 exons. The record is from RefSeq and is a predicted model, not a curated record. Gene Ontology annotation, molecular function: protein binding. Bases 1 to 807 code for a protein of 268 amino acids.